Cynocephalus volans (Philippine flying lemur) is the source of this 3570-nucleotide messenger RNA. It is a transcript of the gene MMGT1, whose product is annotated as membrane magnesium transporter 1. The transcript has 4 exons. The record is from RefSeq and is a predicted model, not a curated record. Lineage: Eukaryota; Metazoa; Chordata; Mammalia; Dermoptera; Cynocephalidae. The coding region runs from base 68 to 463 and encodes 131 amino acids. Gene Ontology annotation, cellular component: EMC complex; early endosome; plasma membrane.
CCCGCCGGUGGAAGGAGGAAAGGCUUCGCCGCCCUUCGCUUUGUUGGGCUGCUACUCUCUCAAAGUCAUGGCGCCGUCUCUAUGGAAGGGUCUGGUGGGCAUCGGCCUCUUUGCACUAGCCCACGCCGCUUUUUCCGCUGCGCAGCAUCGUUCUUAUAUGCGAUUAACAGAAAAGGAAGAUGAAUCACUGCCAAUAGAUAUAGUUCUUCAGACACUUCUGGCCUUUGCAGUUACCUGUUAUGGUAUAGUUCAUAUUGCAGGGGAGUUUAAAGACAUGGAUGCCACUUCAGAACUAAAAAAUAAGACAUUUGAUACAUUAAGGAAUCACCCAUCCUUUUAUGUAUUUAACCAUCGUGGUCGUGUACUGUUCCGGCCUUCGGAUACAACCAGUUCUUCAAACCAAGAUGCAUUGUCCUCUAACACAUCAUUGAAGUUACGAAAACUCGAAUCACUGCGUCGUUAACAUUUUUACAAAUUAUAGCAAUAGGACAGGACACAGAGCUGAAAUAUUGAAUUUGGGGUAUAAAACACUCCCCCCCAUCAGUACUUAUAUAUUGAUCUUUCAGGACUAAUUUUAAAAAACCCAUAGCACUUAUUUGUACACUGUUAAUCAAGUCAUUAAGCAGUAUAAGUUAUCUGUGAAAUGAGUCUUUGAUCUUUCUUGUAAUGAAUUUUUCUUUCAUUUGAAACAAAUUCAUGUCUUUUGUAAAAGUCACUGUUUUGAAAACAUUGAAAAAUGUUGGAGUUUUUAGCGAUUAUUUAUUUUCUUAGAUUUCUUUUGCACUACAGUUUUUAGGAUCCUUAUUAUUAUUAUUUUAAAGAUGACUGGUAAGGGGAUCUUAACCCUUGACUUGGUGUUGUCAGCACCACGCUCACCCAGUGAGCUAACCAGCCAUCCCUAUAUGGGAUCCGAACCCGGGGCCUUGGUGUUAUCAGCACCACACUCUUCCGAGUGAGCCACGGGCCAGCCCCUUUAGGAUCCUUUUAGAAAUACUGUGUGACUACUGCAUUUUGCAGCAUGAUUUACAGUAAAAUGGUCUUCAGUUCUUAACAAAUGGACUUCCCUAAUGAGACCAAAAUGGUGACUUAGUUUUUCUUGUGCCCCUAAAAAGUGGCUCUGCUUCAGCAGAUACUUGUCAGUUUUUAAUUUAUCCAUGACUUCUCAACCCACCCUGCUCCCAAAUACCUUCUGACAUCAGCUGUCUUGUUUUAUCACUUCUCUGAGGUUCUGUGUGCAGAAUUUCUUUGUCAUAACAAAUAGGUUUAACAAGCUCAGCUUGUUGUAAAGCUACCUGUGUUCUCUUUGUUUAUCUGUAAAAAUUUCCCCUAAUUGAUUAUGUAGUCUAAGAAUAGUUAAGAUAGACCAAAAAAGAUCAUUUGUGAUUUCAUUGUCCUGCCCGUGUAGAAGAAUAGUAAUCAUGGAGGAAAACUAGUUACUUGUCAUUACCCAGUUUAACUUAAUCAAAGUCUCAGUUUAUUUCAUAUUAAACUAAAGAAUUAGUGAAAAUAAAGGAAACUUUUCAUCUGAAGUCAGACUUCAAAGGAAUUGGGCCAAAUAUGUUCUAAAUAUUUGGAACUGAUAUCUUUAUUAGAAAAUUAAGGUCAUUUAAGAAAUUGUUUUGUAGCUUCUGAUUUAUAGCAGGCUUAGAGUUUUCCAUCUUCAUAUGUUGCUGAAGGUAAGGAUGAGGAUACAGAGAUGAAUUUUUUUUAGAAACAGAAGUUUUACUUUUAGGAAAAUUUGGCUAGCUCUUUGAGCUAGAAAGCUGCAGGAAGCUAAGCAUUUCUCUGUAGAGAACAUUGCUUUUAUUGAAUUGUACAGUUAUAAAAGCAUUGCUUUUGUUGAAUUGUAUAGGUGUAAAGGGAAUAACUGUAUGCAAGUUCAAAAAGGAAUUACUUUAGGCAAGAGUCAUAAGACGCCCUUAAACUUGAUGGCAUUUUUUCCAUUAGAAAUGAACCUCAGCUGAUAACACACAGCCUCAAAGCAUGAGAUUAUUUUGUCAUUGGGUUUUUAUUGUUGUUUUUUAGUUUAGUUUUGUUUUGCCAACCCAGUUUGUUUGUGGAACACUGACUUUGCUCUGUAAUGAGAACAAAGUUAGAAAUCUGCUGAUUACCUGAGAUAAUUUAGAAUUCAAUUAAAAAUGUGAAAUAAGGUAUAAAAGUGAUGAAAAUUAAAUUUAAAUAGUGUUUAAGAAACAACUUCCUUAUAUCAGACUUGUCUAACAUUUCCUCAGAUAUGACUUGAUUUGGGAGAACCUCUUGUUUUCUUCUCUUUUGGGGCUUUCUUUUCUAAUAUAUUUUUGUAAUAAUGUCAUUGAGAUAUAAUUCACAUACCUUAUAAUUCACCCAUUUAAAGGGUACAAUUCAGUGAUUUUUAAUAUAUUCAUAAAGUUGUACAACCAUGAUCAUAAUCAAGUUUAGAACAUUUGAUUACCCCCAAAAGAAUCAUGUACUCUUUAGCAGUCACCUCUCAUUUUCUCCCUAUGCCCCUCAGCCCUAGGCAACCACUGAUCUACUUCCAUCUUUAUAGAUUUACCUAUUCUGGUCACUUAAUAGAAAUUGAUUCAUAUAAUAUCUGGUCUUUUGUGACUGGCUUCCCAAAUAUGUUUUUAUGUGGAGUGAGAAAAUCUUCUCAUCUUGAGAACUUUUAUUGCUAUGAAAGGAAGUGGUUAGUAAAAUCAGUCCUUAAGGAGGGAGGGCCAGAUACCUUACAGGUGUCGCAGUUAAUCUUACACUGAAUAGUUUUUCCUCACAGCCAAGCAUUCAUGAUGUACCACUACUUAGAAUAUUUUGGCUAGUCUCUGGAAUGGAUAUUGGAAUCUUUGCCUGCCCAGUCAGGAAAGUCCUGCUAAAAAUGAUGCCAAAUAAUUUGGCAGAUAAUUGACAUAGCAGUUUUCAGGUGUGUCUACCUUUGCUAGCAGCUUGUAUAUCUCAGGCCAGGUGAGCUCCCCAGAUUUCUUUUUUAAAUCACUUCAAUGAAUUUCUGCUGUCUUUUCAAGUAUUUACCAUAGGACUAAAGAUGAUUUGCGUGCAUUACAAUACUGCUAAAUGUACUAAGUACAGAAUUUUAUUUACAAUACUGUGAGACAGUACAUUACUGCCUAGGGUAGUUCAAAAAGAUAGUGAUGUGAGCUAGUUAAGCCUGUAGUUGACUGUGAUUUCAGUGACAUUCAGAAGUGUGUACCAAUCAGAGUUCUCUACAAUAUAGGAAGACUCACUUCUUAAUAAACAGGGAACUAGCUGAAUACUAUGGGCUAAUGGCCCAGUUGCAGAAAAUACAGAUUCUGUGAAUUGGAGACUAUUAUGCUCUGUAAAUCCCUAAUGCUAGUUACCUAAGCGCUGUGGCUUACUUUUGAGUGGCAUGACAGCAUCUUUCUGGUUGUAUGUGACCUGUUUCCAUGAUGUAUUGAGUACUGUUGUUUGUUGUGAGCAUCAAUGCCUAUAACACCAAGAUAAACACAUUAUUUUUGGAUAUGUUUUCUCUCUUUAAAUGAUGUUGCCCUGUCCAAUAAAUAAAUAAUUCUCUCACCCUGUUUUUGGUAGUGUUUUAUUUUUAUUUUAUUUUUUUACUUU